Vespa mandarinia (Asian giant hornet) is the source of this 5685-nucleotide messenger RNA. It is a transcript of the gene MRP, whose product is annotated as Multidrug-Resistance like Protein 1. The record is from RefSeq and is a predicted model, not a curated record. Gene Ontology annotation, biological process: transmembrane transport. Gene Ontology annotation, cellular component: membrane. Gene Ontology annotation, molecular function: ATP binding; ATP hydrolysis activity; ABC-type transporter activity. NCBI's taxonomy places the organism in Eukaryota, Metazoa, Arthropoda, Insecta, Hymenoptera, Vespidae.
CAAAAAAAAAAAGAGAGAGAGAGAGAGAGAGAGAGAAAGAGAAAAAAAGGAAAGCAAAUAAGUUAAGCAUUGUAGAUUUAUCGAAUGUCGUAUUCUUUAAAAAUAUUAAGAUGACAAUUGCACAAUUUAAACGUUACAAUCAAUGUCGCUUUCAAAUGACAUCAUCUGAGCCAUCUCAUUGGUUAAAUUCCUCUGCAGUGACUGAGUUUAUUAAUGGAGCCAUCUGUUGGCCAUUUUAAAGUUUCAGUCAACGGUUCGACGCAGAGUUCAGUUAGCCUGAACGCAAUCCCUUGCAGUCUCUAUUUGCCCGUUAAUGGGUAAUGUUGUUUCAAGUGUUAUUCGUAGUUUUGUGAUUUAUUCAGACAAUUAACCAGGAAAGAUUUGAUUUACUAAGUAUAGCCGUAGACGGGCAUAAUAAAUUACAUCUCGUGCUUUAGGUCCUUGAAAAUACUCAUACCACAUAUACAAGGAAAGAUCAGUGAAAGAUUAAAUGUAUCGAUAUGGAAAAUCAAACUAUGGAUCAAUUUUGCGGAUCCAAAUUUUGGGAUACUGAUUUAUCAUGGAACACAGAUGAUCCAGAUCUGACAGAAUGCUUUCAAAAAACUGUAUUAAUAUGGGUACCAUGUGUGUUUCUUUGGUCUUUUUCUGUUAUGGAAGCUUAUUAUAUGUUGAAUAGUAGAAGAAAAAAUAUUCCAUACACAUGGUUAUAUAUAUCUAAGCAAGUACUUACAACAAUAUUAAUUGUACUUACCAUUGUUGAUUUAGGAAGAGCUGUAUACAAAAGUUAUUAUGAGGCUGUAUACAAUGUAGAUUACUAUACUCCCUUUGUAAAGAUCAUUACUUUUAUCCUAGCAGGAAUUUUACUAUUCUAUAAUAAAAAGUAUGGAAUGCGUACAUCAGGACUACUAUUUUUGUUUUGGUUUUCGCUUGUAUUAUGCGGAAUUGUGCAAUUCAGAACUUUAUUAAGGCAAAAUUCAAAUGAAAAACCAACGUACCUGUUUGUAUCAUAUAUGAUCUAUUACAGUUUAGUAAUAUCAAUGUUCCUAUUAAAUUUCAUUGUUGAUGCAGAGCCUAAAUAUUCGGAAUAUCCAUUGAUGGAAAGACCGUGUCCAGAACAAAAUUCAUCUUUUCCAUCAAGACUUUCUUUUGCGUGGUUUGAUGCUCUGGCAUGGAAAGGUUUUAAAAAGCCUUUGGAAUCUACAGAUUUAUGGUCUAUGAAUCCUGAAGAUACGGCUUCUGAAAUUGUUCCAAAAUUUGAUAGGCAUUGGAGUAAAACUUCAAAAAAAGGAGAUAAUGUACAAAAUGCAAAAGCAUCAUUUAGAAAAUCAUCUGGUCAAGUUGAUUUUGAUAAUGAUCGUAAGAAAAAAGUUUCUUCUAUUUUACCAGCACUUUGUAAAGCUUUUGGUGCCACUUUUUUAUUUGGUGCAGUACUUAAACUUAUACAAGAUAUUAUGACUUUUAUUAGCCCACAAUUAUUAAAAUUACUUAUUAGAUUUGUAAGCGGUGGCGAACCAUUGUGGAAGGGCUAUUUUUAUGCAAUUUUACUCUUAAUUACAGCUACACUUCAAACUCUAGUAUUAUCACAGUACUUUCAUCGUAUGUUUUUAGUUGGAUUACGUAUACGAACUGCACUGAUAACAGCUAUUUAUAGAAAAGCAUUGAGAAUGUCAAAUUCUGCCAGAAAAGAAUCAACACUGGGUGAAAUAGUAAAUUUAAUGUCCGUUGAUGCACAAAGAUUCAUGGAUUUGACAGCAUAUAUAAAUAUGAUUUGGUCUGCGCCAUUACAAAUUAUUUUAGCACUAACCUUUUUAUGGGAGAAAUUAGGUCCAGCUGUACUUGCUGGAUUAGCUGUUAUGAUUGUUCUUAUUCCUAUAAAUGCGUUAAUUGCAAAUAAAGUAAAAACAUUACAAAUUCGACAAAUGAAAGACAAAGAUGAGAGAGUUAAAUUAAUGAAUGAAGUUCUUAAUGGAAUAAAAGUAUUAAAAUUAUAUGCUUGGGAGCCAUCUUUUGAAGAACAAAUACUACGCAUUAGAAGGAAAGAAAUACAAGUAUUAAAAGAAGCAGCAUAUCUAAACGCAGGAACAAGUUUUAUUUGGUCUUGUGCGCCAUUUUUGGUUUCAUUGGUAUCCUUCGCUACUUAUGUACUUAUAGACAAAAAUAAUGUCUUGGAUAGUGAGACUGCAUUUGUUUCGCUUAGUUUAUUCAAUAUUUUACGAUUUCCUCUUUCUAUGUUACCAAUGAUGAUAGGUAAUAUAGUUCAGGCUUAUGUUUCCAUUAAACGUAUCAACAAUUUCAUGAACACAGAGGAACUUGAUCCUAAUAAUGUACAUCAUGAUCAAUCUGAAUUACAUCCAUUAAUUAUUGAGAAUGGCAGUUUUGCUUGGGAUAUGGAAAGUAGUGAUAAACCAAUCUUAAAAAAUAUCAAUAUGAAUAUAGAACAAGGCCAGUUAGUAGCAGUAGUUGGAUCAGUUGGAUCUGGAAAGAGUUCUUUAAUAUCAGCUUUUCUUGGGGAAAUGGAAAAAUUAAAUGGUCGUGUUAAUACAAAAGGUUCUAUUGCAUAUGUUUCUCAACAAGCCUGGAUACAAAAUGCAACUUUGCAAGAUAACGUUUUGUUCGGAAAACCUUUAAACAAAGCUUUAUAUAAUCGAGUUAUAGAUGCAUGUAUGUUAGGUCCAGAUCUUCAAAUGUUGCCUGCAGGAGAUCAAACAGAAAUUGGUGAAAAGGGUAUAAACUUAUCUGGAGGUCAAAAACAAAGAGUUGCUUUAGCCAGAGCAGUAUAUAAUGAAUCAGAUAUAUAUUUCUUGGAUGAUCCUUUAAGUGCUGUAGAUGCUCAUGUGGGAAAACAUAUUUUUGAAAAUGUGGUAGGCCCUAGUGGUCUGUUAAAGAAAAAGACAAGGGUACACAUUACACAUGACAUUGUCUAUCUACCUGAGGUUGACAAUAUCUUUGUUCUUAAAGAUGGUGAAAUAACAGAAAGUGGAACUUACAAACAGCUUAUGGACAAAAGGGGUGCUUUUGCUGAAUUUCUAAUGCAACAUUUACAAGAAGUUGGAAAUCUGCACACUGAUGAUGGUUCGGAUCCAGAUUUACAUGAAAUUAAGCAGCAAUUGGAAUCAAAAAUGGGUACACAAGAAUUACAAGAAAAAUUAACACGUGCUAGGUCAAGAAUUUCAGAAAGUCAAAGUGAAUCAGGCUCUAUAACUGAUAGAAGAUCAUUAAAUGGUUCUUUGAAAAGGCAAUAUUCUACAGAAAGUCAGCAGUCUGGAAACUAUCUAACUGGAAAUAAUAUAAAGGAAAAAGGUGUAUUACAGCCAAAGAUAGGUGAAAAAUUAAUUGAAGUAGAGAAGGCUGAAACUGGCAGUGUAAAAUGGAAAGUGUAUUCUCACUAUUUAAAAUCUAUUGGAUGGUUCCUAUCUAUAUCUACAAUAGUUAUGAAUGCUGUUUUCCAAUCAUUCAGUAUUGGAUCAAAUAUUUGGCUGAGUGCAUGGUCAAAUGAUAAUAUGACUUCUGCGGAUGGUAAAUCCAUAAAUGAUGAAGCAAAACGAGACAUGUAUCUUGGAGUAUAUGGAGCUCUUGGUCUUGGACAAGCGACUUUUGUGAUGCUUGCACAGCUGGCGUUGGUUAUUGGCUGUUUAAGGAGCAGUAAAUUGCUGCAUUCAGAAUUGUUAUUUGCCACACUGCGAUCACCUGUCGGAUUCUUUGAUACUACUCCAUCUGGCAGAAUAUUAAAUCGUUUUGGAAAGGACGUUGAUGUAAUAGACAACGUUCUGCCACCAAAUAUUAGGGCCUGGUUAUUUUGUCUAGCGUCGGUAAUAGCAACUCUCUUCGUUAUCAGCUUCAGUACUCCAGAAUUUGUUUCUGUGAUCAUACCAAUAGGACUAAUUUAUUACUUCAUACAGCGCUUCUAUGUCGCUACUUCGCGACAAUUGAAACGUUUGGAAUCUAUAUCAAGAUCUCCUAUAUAUUCACAUUUUAGUGAAUCUGUAACUGGAGCUCAAACAAUUAGAGCAUUUGGUGUCCAGGAUAGAUUUAUACAUGAAUCAGAAAGCAAAGUAGAUUUUAAUCAAGUUUGUUAUUAUCCUGGUAUAAUUGCAAAUAGAUGGCUUGCGAUACGAUUGGAAAUGGUUGGAAAUUUAAUUAUAUUCUUUGCUGCAUUAUUUGUUGUAUUAGGAAGGAAUACUAUUAGUGCUGGUAUUGUUGGAUUAUCCGUCAGUUAUGCUUUACAGAUUACACAAACUUUAAAUUGGCUUGUACGUAUGACUUCUGAUGUAGAAACAAAUAUUGUAGCAGUAGAGAGAAUAAAAGAAUAUGGUGAAACUCCUCAAGAAGCACCUUGGGUAAAUCCUGAGAAUGUUCCUCCAAAAGAAUGGCCUGCAGAAGGUUAUGUUGAAUUUAAGGAUUACAAAGUCCGUUAUAGAGAAGGAUUAGAUCUUAUUCUCCAUGGUUUAACAUUUUCUGUUAAGGGAGGAGAAAAAGUCGGCAUUGUUGGUAGAACUGGUGCUGGCAAAUCUUCCUUAACACUAUCUUUAUUUAGAAUACUUGAAGCAGCAAGUGGCAAAAUCAUUAUUGAUGGUAUUGAUAUUGCUACUUUAGGUCUUCAUGAUCUUAGAACUAAAUUAACAAUAAUACCACAAGAUCCAGUAUUAUUUUCGGGAACUUUAAGAAUGAAUUUAGAUCCUUUCGAUCAACAUACAGAUGAUGAAGUAUGGAGAGCAUUGGAGCGCGCUCAUCUUAAAUCUUUUGUUCAAAAUUUAUUCAAUGGUUUGCUUCAUGAAGUAUCUGAAGGAGGUGACAAUCUCAGUGUGGGCCAACGACAACUGAUAUGUCUAGCACGAGCCCUUCUUCGUAAAACCAAAGUUCUCGUAUUAGAUGAAGCAACAGCUGCAGUUGAUUUAGAAACUGAUGAUUUAAUUCAAAGAACAAUUAGGGAAGAUUUUAAGGAUUGCACAGUUUUAACAAUAGCACAUAGGCUUAAUACAAUUCUUGACUCUGAUAAAGUUAUUCUACUAGAUAAAGGACUCAUUAUUGAAUAUGAUUCUCCCGAGGUGCUACUUCGAAAUUCAUCCAGUGCAUUUUAUAGUAUGGCAAAAGAUGCAGGGCUGGUAGCUUAAUAAUUACAUAUACAUCACAAUAAUUUGAUAGACUAUCAAACAAAUAAAACAGAGGUUUUAUUAAAUAAAUCCUCCAAUCAAAGAAAGAAAAUGCAUUGAUAAAAAGCUGUGAACAAAUUAUAAUCAUUAUAAUUUACAAUAUACUAUUAUCUAUAUAUAGAUACAUUCAAAAUAUUUUUUAAGGAAAAUUUAACAUCAUACUUAAUCAAUGUCAAGCACAGCUUAAUUUUUUAAAUAGUUUAGAUACAUGUUUGUUAUUUAAAAUUACUGCCAUUUUUAGUAGUGCAUGAUGCACUUAAUGGAAAAAAAAUCUACUUAUAGAAACAAUUAUUGCUACAACAUUUUUCCUAUUUUAGCACAAAAGAUAAUUAUUUCUAGAAUUAAUAUUAUUUAUUAUUUAUGUGUUUACCAAUUUUUUUUUGCAGCUAAUUUCUAAGAAAAGUUUCAACAUUGAAUUUGAAGCAGAAUUAAUUCCACCAACAUACGUAAAUAAUAUAAAAUUCUGUUAUGUAAAUUAAAGUUCAUCUGUCAAAUUACUUAUAUAUAAAAAAAAAAAAAAAAAAAAAAAAAAGUU